Molecule: messenger RNA, 1950 nt
Organism: Stegodyphus dumicola
Lineage: Eukaryota; Metazoa; Arthropoda; Arachnida; Araneae; Eresidae
Source: RefSeq, a predicted model, not a curated record
GAGGUUUUCUGAUAGAUAUAGUGACGUUACUUAAAGACUUAUGGAAUGUAAUAGGCUAAUUAAUGUACUAAUGCAUUAAUUGAUUUCUGUAGUGUAAUUUAGAUUUUUUUUUUUUUUUUUUUACUUAAAGCGGGAGUUUGGGAGAACAUUAAUCUUUUCAGUUAUAUUUUAGAAAACUAGUUGAAUUACUUUGAAUACUAUAAGUUUCAGUCUAUAUUUAAAUCGUAAGUUUUUUUAAUGAUGAAAAUUGUUUCUUAUAAAAGCUUUAUUAUAAAAGCUUGAAUAGUGGUAUCUUCCUUCAUAUUUUUUCUCCUUUAUUUUGCAGACUUGUCAGUAAUUUUUAUCAUUUGUUUUCAUUUACCUAAUCCACAAGGCUUAAAUAGUAGUUAAAAUAUUUUGAGAAGUUUGUAAAGUCUAAAGCACAAAGUAAAGGGUUUACAUUGGGCAUAAAAUAAUAGGGAUUUAACAAUAAUAGAGUUUUUAAUUGAACUUCUUAAAAUAAUGGAAUAUUUAUUCACUUGUCUUUGAUUAAUCUAGUAAAUUUCAAACAAUUCUGGAAUCCUAAUUAAUAUUGCAGUGUGUUUUGUCUGCAUAGAGAUGGAUUAUGUAUAAUAGGCAAGGCAAUCAUGACUUUAAGUGUAAUGUGUAUAAAAGUUCUGUUUUAUUAUCCCUGUAGAAUCUGAAUUUGUUAUCUUGGCUUCAUAGAACACUCUUGGAUAAAGCUGAUAUUCCAACUCUUUCCAGUUAUAUAGAUGUGCUACAAACAUUAAGGACAAAAGUGCCUAGUUUAGUUGAUAAACUCCUCCAGUUAAAUUCUGGUUUACCUGCAAGUGAUGCCAUUUCUCAGAUGAUAAAGAAAAAGUGGGAUCCUGUGAUGCCUAUUCUUAAUCAACAUAAACCAAAAAAAUUGCCUGGCAAUCCUGUUAUUCUAUUGUGCCCAAGUUAGCCUCCCAUCCAACAGCAUAUUAGUGCACAUCUUCCUCCCAGGCUGAAAUUGUGGCACAAUAAGUUAAGUUCUUUGUGCAAGGUUAUGAAUGUUCCACUUCAUUCAUUUGAUAAGGAAAACAUGACCAUUGAAGAUUGUAUUGAUGAGAUUGUAAUUUCUGUGAGAAACAAAGUUGCUGAGAUGAAAAAUCAGUAUCCAGAUCGACCUAUUAUAUUAUUGGGUUGGACUGUUGGUGCAUUAAUUGCAUGUCAUGUUGCACUUCAUGAAUCUGUGUCUUCUGUUAUUUGUUUAGGAUUUCCAUUAACUGGAGUGAAUGGAUCUCGAGGGGAUUUAGAUGACCCAUUAUUGGAUAGCAAAGUACCAACUUUAUUUGUAGUGGGUCAGAAUGCAACCAUGUGUUCCAUCGAUGAUGUUGAAGAUUUUCGAUCACGCAUGCGAGCAGAAACUGGUCUUGUAGUGGUUGGUGGUUGUGAUGACUACUUGAAUAUGUCAUCCAUAAAAAUGAAGUUUGAAGGUGCAACACAAGCAAUGGUGGAUCGUUGUAUAUUGGAUGAAAUCAGUGAUUUCUUGUCAUGUGUGUUUGCAAAACUGCCAAACCAUUCUGUUCCAAAUUCAGCAGUUUCUACAACUAUUAGUGGUAUAAUAUAUGAGGAACCAGAUGUGGUACAGGCUGAGGAAGAAGGCAAACGUAGACGAAGAAAGCCAAAAGAAUAUUCUCCGGAGUUAUCUCCUGUUCGGAAACGACCAAGGCAUCAAGUUUCAAGACAGAUACCUACUACCAUUCCUAAAGCCAGAUUAUUACCAUCAAGCUCUGAAACAUCCAACUCUGGAUCUUAUGUCAAUUACAAGCCUAAUCCACCUAAGACAGUAAAAAAGAUGCCCGUGAAAAGAAUUGGAAGACCAGCUGCUGGUACAUGGUGAAAGCGUCUUGCUGCAGCAAAAAGUCGAAGCAGUCCGAGUAACAAAGAAAUUGCUUCAGAAGAGAUUACUAGUAUGGAGGUAGA